AAGAACCACUGUAUAAACAAAGCCCCUUAUAGGAAAGCUUCUACCCUGUAUUUCUCUCUCAAUCUCUCUUAAUUUUCUUUCAUUCUUUCUAUAAACUGGAAGGCAGGAAGCUAUCCAUAUUUAUCACUUGAAAGUGGAAGCCUGAUUCCUACAUCCAAUGGCCUCAACCUGUAUUUCAACCUGCAUCAAUGACACUAGGGUCCCAGUCAGGCCAACCUACGUGAACCUUUAUAAGUGGCCGGAAUCAGAUGCUGAGUUUGUCAGGUCACUGAGGUCUGACGGUCCCAGCAGGGGCGGCCGUGCACAUCCCACGGUUGUUGAUAGCAUUUCAUGCAGGCAAAUGUACCUGAGGAGCUACACGUUUCAUAGGAAUGAUCAAAUUGAGCCUGAAAAAACAAAAUGUUUUGGCAGAGCUAAGAAGGAAAAGGUGAAGAGUCCUCCUAGAAGAAAAAAGAGGUCCAAAACCGUUGCCAAGAAGAAGAGUGCAGCGCUGAGAAGGGCCAAAGAUGUCUCUUGUGCCGCCCUGUUGGCCAUGUUUCGCAGGCUGUUGUCCUGCACCACCAAGGUUGACGUGGCUGAUCAUAGAGAUUGA
Durio zibethinus is the source of this 592-nucleotide messenger RNA. RefSeq lists its product as uncharacterized. Lineage: Eukaryota; Viridiplantae; Streptophyta; Magnoliopsida; Malvales; Malvaceae. The record is from RefSeq and is a predicted model, not a curated record.